AUGAUUACAGCACAUCUCUACUAUCAAUACCCCCUCCACGUGGUAUUUAACCACCAGGCUUUCCGCUAUGCACACGAACGGUACAGUUUCUCCUUUCCUAGGGCCAAUACGUCCGUCAGCCUCCGCGACUUAUUGGAUAAGCACACGUUUCCAAAUGUUCCAAAAGUCGACACAGAUAAUAGCAAAUAUUACUCAUUCGGUGACAGGUAUCUUCUUGGUCUCAAUCUAGCUAAGUCUUUGUUCCAUCUGUUCGACGGACCAUGGAGGCCGCUAAACUGGAAGACCGAGGACAUCGGCUUCCCAGCUACUGAAACCUCUACCUCGAUGACAGUACACUCUCGCCACAGCCCAUAUAUCCAGUUCAGUCUAAAGAUUGAAGACGAAAAGGAGAACCGGAUUCAGAAAAGAAAAGAAAAGAUCGAGAAGUUCUGUUAUCCAAUGUGGUUAGCACUAGCUCAGAUCCUUCUAGAGCUUCAUUUAGGACGCAGUCUAGCUCAUGAGGGUGCUGAGGGACUCGAUGAACCCGAGCUACGUAAACUACUUCUUCGGAUUAGCGAUAUUGAGCUUCGAGACAGCAAAUUUAACUCUUACAAAGAAGCCAUUGAAGGUUGUCUAUAUUUUGGCUACAACCUUCUUUACAUCCCGCGAGAAGCAAGACCAGCAGAAGAGCGCAAGCUGAUCAGAAAUCUCAUUAUUGUUAAACUUCAGGAGAACUAUGAGAAAUGGUCAUCUACUCUAGGGGAAUAUACUGACCUCGACUUGACGCCAAACCAACAAUCUCAGAAACUUGAAGAUAUCACUCCUUCAUCACUGAACAAGGAUACCAUGGCCAUUACCCCAAUACCUCCUCCUUCAUUUCUCUAA
Molecule: messenger RNA, 864 nt
Organism: Trichoderma breve
Lineage: Eukaryota; Fungi; Ascomycota; Sordariomycetes; Hypocreales; Hypocreaceae
Exons: 1
Coding region: 1-864 (287 amino acids)
Source: RefSeq, a predicted model, not a curated record